Messenger RNA from Hyaloscypha bicolor E, 624 nucleotides. RefSeq lists its product as uncharacterized. The transcript has a single exon. The coding region runs from base 1 to 624 and encodes 207 amino acids. Lineage: Eukaryota; Fungi; Ascomycota; Leotiomycetes; Helotiales; Hyaloscyphaceae. The record is from RefSeq and is a predicted model, not a curated record.
AUGCCUCCCACGCUUCCAACUCCAAACAGAACAGAACCAGUGGUCUUAAAGACCUUGAAAGGGGUCAAGACUCAAAAGGGGGAAAGUAGCUCGCACGUGACGCUAUCGCGCUCCCUGCAAGCAUGUUGCAUGGCGCCAUCUCCGGUGUGGACCGCUGGUCUCGAUUGGCAGUGUAGCAAAUUGGAGGUGCAUGGGUCGGACAUGGGCCAGCAUGAUCCAGGGCGUGGGUCACGAUCGCAGGAUGGCCCCUGUCAGUCUCUUUACGAGCAAAUUAUCGAAUGGGAUUCGGAAACUCCGCUCAAACGGCGGAGCGAAGGUGGGGUCCCCCCCGGCCCCUCCAAGGGUCUGCGCUCUCCUCGCCUUGGACCCUCGCAUCAAAAGUUACAAAUCCUCGCGGAUUGGGCAGGAGGCUUGGCCCGAUUCGACAGGUGCGCCGGGAUUGCCUCGGUGGUGCCAAGCCACACUUUCCGCCAGAUUCGAGCAUCUGAUUCACACCCGCCAGACGUUGCACCGAUCUUACGCGGUGGCGCAAGACCGUUGUUUGUGCGCAAAAAUUCCUCGAGUCCCCGUCGGCCGGCGCACAAUCGGGCCCUCUGUGCUGAGCUUAACAUUCGUCGCAGCUGA